Molecule: messenger RNA, 678 nt
Organism: Knipowitschia caucasica
Lineage: Eukaryota; Metazoa; Chordata; Actinopteri; Gobiiformes; Gobiidae
Source: the annotation of a GenBank genome assembly
AUGAAGUCGUGUAAAAGGCCUGAGAUAAGCAUCUUCAGGCACUUUGUCUGCUGUCUGCGUGUGGCGGCGCAUAACUGUAGAGACUGCAAUAAUCCCGUAGAAUCUGACCGGGAUGACUUAUCUGUGGCAGGGGUGCAGCCUUUUAUAGAGGAGAAAGAGCUGGAGGUUUUGGAGAAAAGACAUUCAGAUCUUUGGUUAAACGAAAAACGGGCAAACAAUCUAGAAGACAGUGUGAUUGAGUUUGAUGAAGAUUUGGCCUCAGAUCCAUUAGAUUUGGAAUAUGUCCCACCUAUAUCUUUGAGUGCUGGUGUUGCAAUUCAAAGAGAAUCAAAAGAUGGCAUUGUGGCCCUUGCUGACGGGAGAAUGGACUCACCAGGUCAUUCUGCAACCAUGCAAGCAGCCGAGAAGAGUUCAUGGACAUUUGGCGAAGUGUACUGCACCAUGUUAGUGGCGUGCAUGAGUGGGACCUGGAUGGCUGAGUUCCUCACAUUUCGGACCACCUCACAGCUGGAAUCAUUCCAAAACCAUAUUCUGAUCCGUCCGGCACAUGUGAACAGCAAAGGCCAAGUGUCCCUAAAGAGACUAUUGUCCGGCACCUCGAUUCCUGUCAGAGGAGAUGGAGAAAGGAGAAAGGUACACAGCAAAAGAGAUGGUGGAACUGCAGGAAAACCCUGGUGA